AUGACGAAAUCAGAAGACCAAAAGAACAAGAUCGCCACUGUCAUAUCAAGCAACAUCGGAGAAGGCGAGAAGAUUGAUGAAAUCGCCAAAAUCCGAGGCUGGUUCCGCCCGCAAGAAAACAGCAUUUACUACCCGACGAUCCAAAAAUAUGUCGAAGAUGAAAUCGACAUGGAGACGGUGACAUCCACCCUCUUCUCCCCAAUAGACGAGAAGAUUGCCGCGCAGAAACUCGACGACGUCAACUUCCUCGACCUAUGGUACUCAGUCCUGCACGCUGCACGGCGCAAGACCUUCCACCCGGUGCAAGCCAACGGCAAAACGCACGAGCACUUCCACGCCAAAGUCGUCGACAUUGUCGGCGCGUUCCGCGCGCACACGCUGCCGGCGCCGCACGAUGCGUACAACUACCUGUACGAGUCGCUGACCGACUUCUCGCUCGCGUGCCGCGAAGCGUACAACGACGCGCCCGAGGCUGCGCACGCCAGCCAGGUGGAAAUCGACGCCUGGGCCAACCUCAACUUCUUCUACGCUCGCGUUACCGAGGCGGGCCUGCUGGAUCUCAGCAUCCACGCUAUAUGGAGCAUGCGCGCUGCGCUGGAGAACGAGGCGCACGACGACGACGAGGGCACGGCGGCGCAGAAGUACAAUGUCCUGGUUCCUGCGGCUGCGGCUUGGGUCUUUGGCUUGCGUCGUGCGCUGUGGCAUAAGGAGGUGGAUCUUACGCCGUCGGAUCGCAAGCAGGGGAAUCCUGCGCGAGGUGGGGAGCUGUGGAAGGGUACGGCUGGGUUCAGCAAGGAGCGGUGGGCACUGUGGAAGGAGAGGCUGGCUGUUAUUAGCAAGAUGGAUGACGUGUCGGACGAGACGAGAUACAUCUCGAGAGAUGCCCUUGAGGCUAUGGAGAGGGCAGAGAGCACUUCGAAAGGCAUGCAUUCGGCGAAGGCGGGAGUGUAG
Messenger RNA from Ascochyta rabiei, 951 nucleotides. RefSeq lists its product as uncharacterized. The transcript has 2 exons. The record is from RefSeq and is a predicted model, not a curated record. Lineage: Eukaryota; Fungi; Ascomycota; Dothideomycetes; Pleosporales; Didymellaceae. The coding region runs from base 1 to 951 and encodes 316 amino acids.